AUGGGUGUAUUCGAUGGACAGAACAGUCAGCAACUCGUCCAGUCUUUGGCCAAGCUUCCCACUUCGGAUCUCGUGCGCUUCACCCUCCAAAAGCCGGACGUCGCCCGCAUCUUUGCCUCUUCGCUCCAUCUGCUCGCCAUCGAAGCUGCAUCAGACCCACUACCUGUCAGCAAGGAAACUCAGAAUGCAAGCGGCCAUGUCGAUAUCCUUGCACGUCUCAUCGAGCGAGGUGAUCCUUCGCUAGCCAGGAAGUUUGUUCCCACCCAAGGAUCUCUCGUCGACCUUGCUGUGGCCGCACCAGAGGGAGCGAGGACGGCGGUUGCUUCUAUCCUGGAGCGUCUGCUGGAUGCAACCAGCGUCAAAGAGAUCGUCGGCGGCCUCUCGUUGCAAUUUUCCGGCCUCGUCUCGGAAGGUGCCAAGCAAGAUGCCGCCGCAUUCUCGUCCACGGUUCGCACCCUCGCUCGUCUUAGCAACGCUUUCCUCGCCGUCUGUCCACCACGUCUGCUCAAGGGCAACCUCAGUCUCAUCCAGACUUGGGCUCGAACAAGCAUCGACAUCUACGACAAGACCCUACCGCAACUCGCCAAAAGCCUCGCAAACGAUGCAACCCACAUCCUGAGCGAGCCAGACCUCGCAAGCCUAGACGUCGAAAUUUGGCAGCUUCACUGGCUCACAUGCCGAGUCGACUUGCUGCAGCUCAUCUCUACUCUGCUAUCUUACCUCACAGGCUCGUCGAAGCUCGUGGAUGCCCUGCGCGAAAGUCUCGCAGACACGGAAAAGCUUCUCAACAAAGGAGGCUUCUCGACACUUCUCAAUUCGACCAUCCUGCUCGAUCUUGCUGCCUCGUCCGAUUCGUGGCCUUCGUUGCGAUCCGAGCUAGCUUCCGCCGUGUCGAGCAAGAAAGGCAGCGGUAGCGAUGCGAUCGCAUCGAUCGACACGUUGGCUACUUCGGUGCCAAAGUUCACCGGGGCCGCCUGGGAUGCUUUGCAGCGGUUCAUGGCUUCCCAGAUUGCACCUUCUUCCACUGAUACCUCUUCAGCGUCCAAGACAGGGAGCGGUGAAGGUGAUUCUGAGGAGGUCUUGGCUUCCGUAGAUUCUGUUCUGCCGCACUACGGUAUGGACCGUCUUCGGACCAUUCUUUCUCGACCGUCGUUUGCUGGGCAAAGUGCAGAGAUGGUCAUCCAGAGGUUGCUGGAAGGCGACGAGGGCGAAGCGGAAGCACCUGCAUCGAGUCGAAUGCCACCGUCCGCACCGGCCGUACCACAAGCCGUGGCUGCUCAGCAAGCUACCCCGCCACCUGCUAUAGCUGCAGAAACACCGCUGCCGUCCUCCUCCGCAGCUGCCCCCUCGCCGGUCAAAUCCAGAGCCCUCUUUGGCGACUUUGCCUUCGACCCCGCUUCCAUCGUGCAGCCCAAGCUGGCGAGGAGCGGUCGCGUGGACGAGCUGGCACCCGAACUCAAAGCAGCCAUCCUCGCGCGUGCCGAAGCCGCCGACGACGACGAAGCCGAAGAAGAGUGGAAUCCUUUCGCCGAAGGGCAACGAACCGUGGGUGUUGAGGACGAGUUGGAUCUGGACAACGACGGACGCGAAAGAGCACCUCACCGGUCGACGGGAGAGGAUGGAGAUAGCGAUGGGCAUGAAGGUGCGGAAGAAUCUAGAAAGAGGGAGAGGCUUUUGUUGCGGUACUACGUUCAGAAUGGAUCGGGAUGUUUCUCUGCCGAUGCAGCGACGAGACGCAGUGAGGUGAGGAGGAGGUUGAGGGAGCAGACGGGGUGGGGAGAUGAUCUGAUCGAGUCGUGGGCGGUGAUGUUGGAUCGCAAUCCGAAGAAGGAUCGACUGUUGGCGGCGGCAUCGCAGUCUGAGCUGGAGGAGCAGAUGGCUGAGCGCGACUCGCGCAAUGCGACGGAUGCGGAUGAUGAUGAGGCGGGGAGGGGGGAUGUGAGAAGGUUUGGUCCGGAUCGUGGACGCGGUGGUCGGAUCUUGAGAGGUGGCGGACGCGGUGGUGGAGGUGCCAGCUCUGGGAGGGGCGGAGGCCACGCUGGUGGCUCGAACCAGGGUGGUGGUGCGCAGACGAACAAGGCGACGAGAGGUCGUGGUACAGGUAACUCUGGAACCGACCGAUCAGCGAAACAGAAGGAAAAAGCGGGGAACAAGGCACGUCAAAGAGGUCACGAUAAGAAGAUGGCUCGUGUCAAUCCUUCCUAG
Messenger RNA from Pseudozyma hubeiensis SY62, 2205 nucleotides. RefSeq lists its product as hypothetical. The record is from RefSeq and is a predicted model, not a curated record. The transcript has a single exon. Bases 1 to 2205 code for a protein of 734 amino acids. NCBI's taxonomy places the organism in Eukaryota, Fungi, Basidiomycota, Ustilaginomycetes, Ustilaginales, Ustilaginaceae.